UUAAGGGCGGACCUCAGCGGUUUGAAAGAUCCGCGCGCGGGGCAAGAGCGGAGGUUCUUUGCGUGACUGGGAUGUCGGUGUUGCGGCCACUGGACAAGCAGCCUGGCCUGAACACGGCCACCAUCUUGCUGGUGGGCACGGAAGAUGCUCUUCUGCAGCAGCUGGCCGACUCGAUGCUCAAGGAGGACUGCGCCUCGGAGCUGAAGGUUUUCUCAUUUUUCAGCCACCUGGCAAGGUCCCUCCCUCUGCCCUCCAACGUGAAUCGGCCCCGAAUUGACCUGAUCAUGUUCGUGGUCAACCUUCACAGCAAAUACAGCCUCCGGAACGUGGAGGAGUCCCUGCGCCAUGUGGACGCCACCUUCUUCCUGGGGAAGGUGGGCUUCCUUGCCACGGGCGCUGGCCGGGAGAGCCACUGCAGCGUUCACCGGAGCACCGUUGUGAGGCUGGCCCGCACCUACCGGAGCCCCCUGCUCUUCUGUGACCCAGAGGUGGACGGCUUCCGAGCCCCGGUCGCACAGCGGCUGGUGCGAAUGCUGCAAAUCUGUGCUGGCCACGUACCUGGUGUCUCGGCCCUGAACCUGCUGUCCCUGCUGCGGAGCUCUGAGAACCCCACCCUGGAGGACCUGUGAGGCCUGCGGUCCCCCCCGACUGAGUUGCCCCUCCCCAGGGCCUGGGGUCUGGGGCGGGGGACUCCACUGUUGCCGCAGCCCAGCUCUGGGUCUGCGGUCUGCUCCCUGCACGGCCCAGACUCGGGAGCCCUGCUAGUGGGACGGCAGCCCCCGCCCCGCCGUGCUCAUGCCAGCGGAGCCCCGUGUCUUCAUCCACCUGCCGGGCUGCCCCACCGCCUCAGGCUUCGUUUGAACAAAGCAUCCACGGCUCAGAAAUAAGUCUGAAAACCCCUGGUCUUCUCCACCACCUCGAUUGUGCAGAUGAGGACACUGAACCCGGACAGUUAUGAGGGUCGGGCAGGGGGCUUGGACUCUGCGACCCCAUCUGACCCCACAUCCUAGCCUUGCCAUCCUCACAGAGCCCCCUGUGGCCUCAUAGACCCUUGGUUUCCCAGGUGCAUAAUGGAGAUCGUUCUACUGAGACAUUGUCGCGUUGGUUAGGACCGAAUGAAAUGACAGGCCUGCCGCUGUAGUGCUCCCUCCAUGUCAGUUCCGUGUAUCCCGUGAUCCUUUGCAGUAAGGCCUUGCCCGGUUCCAGCUAAGCGCUCGGUGAACGGUACCUAUUGUGUGAAGUCCCACAGAGCUGGGUUCAAAAGCUGGUGCAAACCCAGGAAUUACACUGUUUAUGAAUUGA
This is a messenger RNA of Enhydra lutris kenyoni (northern sea otter), 1302 nucleotides long. RefSeq names its product centromere protein M. The transcript has 6 exons. The record is from RefSeq and is a predicted model, not a curated record. NCBI's taxonomy places the organism in Eukaryota, Metazoa, Chordata, Mammalia, Carnivora, Mustelidae. The coding region runs from base 72 to 629 and encodes 185 amino acids.